Molecule: messenger RNA, 8525 nt
Organism: Meriones unguiculatus (Mongolian gerbil)
Lineage: Eukaryota; Metazoa; Chordata; Mammalia; Rodentia; Muridae
Gene: Frmd7
Product: FERM domain containing 7
Exons: 13
Coding region: 380-2464 (694 amino acids)
Cellular component (GO): cytoskeleton
Molecular function (GO): guanyl-nucleotide exchange factor activity
Source: RefSeq, a predicted model, not a curated record
AGGAGACAUUUGGAUUGGCUUGCACGGUAUUUGUAUAAACACUGAGUGGGAAACAACUCCAAGAAAAGAAAUGGAUCAAUGUGAUUAUUGAUGGGGAAAGGCAGUACGUUUAAAGUCCGGUUGGAUUUCACGUGGACCAAAGAGAAGGCUGCCCGGAUGCUAUUGAUCCCCAGCACUCAGCAGUACAAACGCCCUUGGGUGUGUUUUACUUCAAGCAAAUAGAAGUGGGCCCUGCUGAAAGUAGGGAUGCCUGGCUGGGGGUGGGGGGACCCGAGUGCUCCGCAUCCAGCUGAGAGUGAGAUGCCUGGAGAAAGCCCCCUUCCUGUCACAGCACCCACAGCAUUCUGAAUCUGCUCGCAGCCCAACGGCCUCGCCGAGGAUGCUCCAUUUAAAAGUGCAGUUUUUGGAUGAUUCCCAGAAGAUUUUUGUGGUUGAUCAAAAAUCAUCUGGAAAGGCGCUUUUUAACCUGAGCUGCAGCCAUCUCAAUCUUGCUGAAAAGGAAUAUUUUGGAUUAGAAUUCUGCAGCCAUUCUGGAAAUAACGUUUGGUUGGAACUUCUGAAGCCCAUAACAAAGCAAGUAAAAAUGGACCCUGGACAUCUUCGGGAAGAACUCACAAGGUAUCUUUUUACUCUUCAAAUAAAGAAGGAUUUGGCUCUGGGAAGGCUUCCGUGCAGUGACAACUGUACAGCUUUAAUGGUGUCGCACAUCUUACAAUCAGAAUUAGGAGACUUCCAUGAAGAAACGGUUAGGAAGCAUCUGGUACAAACCCAGUACUUACCAAGCCAAGCCUGUUUAGAGAGCAAGAUCCUCCACUUUCAUCAGCAGCACAUUGGCCGAAGCCCAGCUGAAUCAGACAUUCUGCUACUGGACAUAGCAAGGAAGCUGGAUAUGUAUGGCAUCAGGCCUCAGCCCGCCAGUGAUGGUGAAGGGAUGCAGAUUCACCUGGCGGUUGCCCACAUGGGAGUACUGGUGCUAAGGGGAAAUACAAAGAUUAAUACUUUCAACUGGGCUAAGAUUCGCAAACUAAGCUUUAAGAGAAAACAUUUUCUCAUCAAACUUCAUGCUAAUAUUUUGGUGUUAUGCAAGGACACUUUGGAGUUCACUAUGGCCAGCCGAGAUGCCUGUAAGGCUUUCUGGAAGAUUUGUGUGGAGUAUCAUGCUUUCUUCAGGCUUUCUGAAGAGCCCAAAUCAAAGCCCAGAACACUACUCUGCAGCAAGGGUUCCAGUUUCCGCUACAGUGGAAGAACUCAAAGGCAACUUUUGGAAUAUGGGAAAAAGGGGAGGUUAAAGAGCCUGCCAUUUGAAAGGAAACAGUAUCCAUCUCAGUAUCAUGAACGGCAGUGCAGGUCAUCACCAGACAUUCUCUCUGAUGUGUCCAAACAAGUGGAAGAUCUGAGACUUUCGUAUGGCAGCGGAUACUACCGAAAUGUGAAUGGAAUCCAUGUAUCUGAGCCUGUGUUAGACAGUAGGAGAAGGAACUCUGCGGUUGAGGUGACAUUUGCAGCAGAGCUGGAGCAUUCCAAACCAGAGGCAAAUCCCACAUCGCUCCACCCAUCCCAAAGCAGUUCCUCUUUCACCUUUAUUGCAGAUCCUGUCUUUAACACGGACCCUGAUCCCUUAGAUUUCUUUGAGGAGCGGAGUCCUCUAAGCUCUUUCCAAGCAAACUCUAAGUUGGUGGACAAUCAUGUAAGCACAUCUCCUGGUUUUACAAGCAAAGUGAGUCCAGCAAGGCAGCUAAUAUACACUGAUGUGCCCUACAUUCCUUGUACUAGUCAACAGGUUGAUAUUAUGCCUCCCCAAGUCUUUUUUUAUGUAGACAAGCCACCCCAGGUACCCAGGUGGUCUCCAGUCAUGGGAGAGGAAAGUAUGAGAUCAGACAGCUAUGUAGAUCCCAGUGAAAUAAAGCCAGCCAAAAGGAGCCCAAGGAAUAUGAGGAUAAAAAGCUUACAGCAAGACCUUCAAGAACUCCAAGAAGCUAUAGCUAGAACUAGUGGUAGGAGCAGUAUCAGUGGAGACCUAGAGGAGGAAGACCCACAUUUAGAGGAUGCAUUUGCUUAUAACCCCCAAGAGCUCACUCCUAAACGAUCUCAGAGCCAUUCAGACAUGAAAACUAUCCGUUUUCCUUUCGGGUCAGAAUUUAGACCUUUAGGGCCUUGUCCUGCUCUGACUCGUAAAACAGAUCUGUUUACAUGUACAUUUGGAGAGCAGGAGUUCUCAACAGUUUUAAUGGAUCAGAAUUCAGCAGAAAGGUAUGUAGCUGGUGAUUCCAGUGAUUCGGAAUCAGAGAUUCUUAAACCAGACUACUACUCUUUGUAUGGCAAAGGGACAAAGUCACCUAGAGCCCGCAUCCGCUUGUCUUCUGGUAGUCUACAGCUCGAUGAAGAGGAGGAAGACAUAUCCUUCACCACAGCAGGUGCUGAUGAUAGGACUUUGCUAAAGCCAUGCAAUUACUUCUUAGCUUAAAAGCAUGACCUCUGAAUGGUCCUGGUCCAGUUCCAUGUUACCACCGUAGGUUAGAUGUAAGAACCUUUAACUCACCUUUUCCUUCGUCAUCUUAAUUGACUGGAGUAGGAACAUUAUUGUAUGAUAUAUCAAGCCACUGUAACAUUCCACGAGCUCCAUUCUUUUAUUUCCUCUGAACAGACUCUGGAACAGGCCUUCUCCUCCCUAGCACUAUGGUGGUGUGAUAGAAGUGUGUGUCAUACCAUUCUACAUUUCCCUGAGCAAACAUUAUAAAUGAAGAGAAAUUCUUCAAUGCUGAAGAAUAACGAUGAUAUGUGUUGCUGAAUGGGACUGGCUUCUCAUACCACUUUGUGAUUUAGUAAUCAAUGACUAUGUUAGUUAUUUUUGUGCUUAGAUAACACUAAACAAUGGUUUCUCUCUUCAUGACUUGUUUGGGACCCAGUGACCAGUCUUGUUAUACACUAAGAAAUGUCCAUUUUUAUAACAUAUACAUAGGUGAGUAGAAUAAAUGCUCACAAUAGAAAAUGUUUAGAAUUAAUAGAGGAUCUAACAGAAUUCUCAAUGCAGGAAAUCAUGGAUUAGAUCUAUUUCUCAAGAUAGAUGUGCGCCUGAUGGGGAUAUUGUGGUAUUUGACUUUUAAUUUCUUUUUUCUUAAGUACUUAUUAUAUAAGGUGGGAUCAAUGUUAACAGGCAAAUUCGUUCAUUAAUUUCCCUACCAGAAUUUAUUUUUUCCAUAUCUUUGUAGCAUGCAUGUAGGCAAGGAAAUGAGAUGUUAUUGUAAUAAAGAUUAAUGGAAAAUCAACUCAAACAGAAGUUAUUAGUACGUACUUUUUAUUGUAAUAAAAUUCAGAAGUAGUUGGCUCUGGCCUAUAUCUAAGAGGACAGUUAGAGACUGGAAAAAAGACAUCAUUAAGGAAGAAAAAUGUCUGGUCAGCGAUGGAGAAGUGGAAAUGAUGGGUAGCUGAGAUGAAAAGUGACAGCCUAGACAGCAUAGACAGGCUCUAACAGUGAAUCAAAAUUCUAUGGUAUGGUUGUUUUGAUUUUCUCAAGGAGCUGAGGCUGGGCUCCAACUCAUGAUUUCCUUGCCUCAGGCUUCUUUGUGCUGGGUUGAUGUACCACAGUGUUAAGCUCAAUUUGAUUGCUUUGACAAAUGUUAUAUGUAUGAAUAUUUAACCGAAUGUAUGUAUAGAUGCCUUGUGUGUGGCAGCUGCCUGCAGAGGCUAGAAGAUUGGGUGGGAUCCCCUGUGAUGGAAAUUAGAGAGAGUUGUGAACUGCCAUGUUGGCACUGAGAACCUAACCUAGGUCCUCUGUUGACAUGGCCAGUGGUCAUAAGCAGUGAGUAAUUUCUCCAGCUCUCAAAAUUGUGUUCUUGACCCAUUCAAUAUUUGUUGAUCAAUACUCCAGGAAGGCUUUUGAAGAACUCUGUUGGUUAUCUUAAGUCCAAUAAAUUUUCAAGACCAUGCUAAGUAUAAACAUCAAAGAAAUGAAUUGAUUAUAUAAAGAAGCCAUUUUAUAUGUGAUUUGUUAAGAAAAUGUAUAUAAUACAUUUUUAUUCUCUAUAUAAGUUAAAAAAAAACUUUUAAUGUACUUCAUUCCACUCUUUUUUUUUCUAUUCCUGAACACAAAUUCACUAAGUCACAGGUAUAGUUAUUUAAAACUAAGAAUAUACUGAAGCUUGACUACUAAUACACAAUUUCUAUAGAUUCUUAUUUAUUGAAAAAAAAAUACCUGUAAUCUUUUCCCUAGGAGAAACUCAAAAUCUUAUUUAUUUGUUAUAUGCUACAUCUCAUCUCAUCUUCAUUUCUGAAAACUUUUGCUAAUUGUGUAUUUUCCUUGAAAACUAUACAGUUCAAAUCUGUGUGUGAUCAUUUAUUAGAAUAGUAAUAAGGAAAAUAGUUGAAUUGGCUACCUGCAGACAGUUUUAAAAGAACUAUUAACAAUUUUCUUAAGGUAAGAGGAAGAAAUCAGGAUAUAUGUGUUCACCUAUAGAGUCAAUUCUUACUGUUAGUUUCGAUGCAAACCUUGAUUAUGUUCCAAUAAUAAAAGGGAAAAAAGGAAAUAAUUUAAACAAUUAGAAUAACGUAUCAGACCCACCCUCAAGAAAACAAUCAUAAGAUUUAAGUAUCUAUUUUUAAAAUCCCCCAAACACUCAGAAAUAAUCUACAGGACUAAAGCGAUAAUGAAUAAGCAAUACAAGUUGUACUUGGAAUGCAAUUGGGUUGUAAGGUUUUACAUAAUCCAGUUAAAAACCUGUUGAUUUAUUUCUACAAAAAUAUGAAUGUAAUCCAUGGUUCAAGUCACACAAUUAUUUGUAGAGCACUAUAGAGAACAAAAUGUAAUUGAGUUUCAACUACAAAGCAGAUGAAAAAUCUAAAUAAAUCAUUAAUUCAAAAUACAAUCAACUGAAAGCAAGUAUAGGCACCAAUGAAAAGAAUUUUCUUGGCAUAUGACAUUUCACAGUCUCUUUUAAAAGAAUGAAUGUAAUGGUCAUUUUAACUAAAAUUGUAUUGUUUACUUGUACCUCUUUCUUUUAAUGCUUGCCAGUUAUUCAGAUAUUUUUAAAAAUGUUUUGUACAAAAAUAAAAUGUGCAGAUAAAACAUUAAAAUCUUAACUGUUGAAAUUAAUCAGUAACAACAACUCUAAAACUACAAAACUAUAGCAUCAGUUAAACACUUAGGCAAGCAUAGUAUAUAUGCCGAGCUAAGAAAAGGGAUAUUACCCACUUAACAGCACCAUAAAUAGAACUGAAAAUUAUCGGUACAGUCUACCUUAAUUUUGUCUGAGGAGAAAUGAUCCUGCCAUGUGGUAUUUUCAUAUAAGCUGGACAAUGUUAAUUUAAAUAUCCUUUCAAAACACUAGGCUUAUGUAUGGAUAAGUAUAAAGAAAAAUGUAUAGUAUCUAUGAAAAUGCAUUGCCACGACAAAAGAUGUUGGGUGUGAAGUUAUAUUCAUAACUAUUAAUCACAAGGCAAAAGGUUGUUAAAAGUUUUCUAAAUCCAAGCAUGUAAUAUGUAAUUUGAGCUGAAGAUUUAAAGAUUAAAGUCAAACUAACUACUCUAUUCUAACCAAACUUCCAUCAUUGUCUAAAGGAGAUUACUUUAAAUGUCUAACCAUGUUAAAUGGGGUUCAUUGCUUCUUCCAUCCAAAAGAGAAGAUAAAUCCACAAAGAUGUUGCCUGCUACGUAUUGCCUAGAAAUGCUUCAAAGACAAGGUUCUCUAAUGUGAUGAACAUAGAGCUGCCUGCAAUUCAGAACAAACUGCUAGGAAAGUCAAUACCUUCUUAGGUGUUUUUCCCAAAAGCUUUUAAGAAAGUAUUACUUAUUUCUUUUAAGAAGGUAUUACUUAUUUCUACCUCACUACAAAUAGUUACUUUUUAGAUUAUAAUUGUGUAAAAAAGAAGAAUGCUUUUUGAGGCUUGAUGAUUUACAAACAAUCAAUAAUUAGGAUGACUUUGAAAGACCUGUAGGUGUAUGAGUGUACAAUUAACUAAAAGUUCCAAACCAAACAGUAUUCUUUUCAAUAACAAAAAAAUAAUGGUACUUAAAAAAAACUGUAGCUCAACAUUUAUUAUAAUACAAGCAAAACUAUAGUAUUAAAAUUAUUCCUUAUAAAAUAAUCUCUUCAAAAUACAAAAUGAUCGCUACCAUCACAAAAUAGUUGAAUAGCUUCUUCGAAAUCUCCAAUGUUAUGAAGAUCCAAAAGGCACAGGGAACUCAAGAGUUAAAUAUUAUUAAGGUUGACAUAGCUUUGGUGGGUUUCUCUGGGUCCAUAUGAAACAGAAGCUGACAAUAACGACAACAAAUAUCUUAGGAGGAUCCAUUUGCAGAACACCUAUAAAAUUAAGAAAAGUAUAAAUCAAUGUAUAAUUAUACAAGUCAUCUAUCUCUCACUCAUGGACUCUACAAUGAAUGAAGGAGACAAAUUAUUUCCAUUGAAUCUUGCUUAGAUGGUUGUUAAAAGAUGCAAAAGAAAGGUCAAAAAUUCAUCUGCAUCUGAUUUCACAACUUGCAAUGGAUUUGUUUGUAAAUAGGAAAAGAGAAGGGAAAUUUCCAUUAAAACCAGGUGGUUUUAAAAAUGGUUUAGCUCCAGAGUCCCAAGUAGGCUCUGUUGGAUGGAAAGAUAAUUAAGAGGGAUUUUAUAGGCCACAUAUUUGGUUUCACGUUGAGCUCAGUUGGCCAAGAAAAUCUAAACAUGGGACAAGAAGAGAUAUAAUGGGUUUAAAGUUAAAAUCUAUACAAUCUGUUUGAACUCACUUAAGCUAAUGAAUAUGUAUACAUACUUACAAAUAUCUUGUUUUAAAAAAUUCAAAUCAAAAUUUGAUUUUUCUGAACAAAAAUAAAACUAAUGGGAAACAAGGGAAAAACUAAAUGCAAACAAAAGGAUCUAUUACUGUCUAGACCAUUUUCCCUAUAUCUUUUAAUCAACAUUUCAUAAGGGUUUGAAUGUAGAAAUUUUGUUACUGGAAAUGAUCAGAAUAGUGGUGUUUCUGUAAAUGCUAAAAGUACUGUCAAGAAUGGAAACAUGUAGUCUUACAUGUGCCUAUAUAAGAACACAUUCAAUGAUCCUUUGUCUCUUUUUCAUCCUAACAGAGAAAGACAAGGCAAAACACAGCCUGUUUGGCUCAGUAGAAAACUACCUUCCAUGUCUUAAUGUAAUUGUUCCAAAAGCUCAUGCUGGAUUCAAGAAGUGGCUCAGAGAGUAAUGUGCUCGAAGUGCAAGUGCAAGGGCGCCUGAAUUCAGAUACCUAACACCAAUGUUCUGGUCAAGCGUGACUGAGUCCACAAUACUUGUGCAUUGGAGGGUAGAGAAGAGUAUUUCAGGGGGAUCACUGGACAGCUUGACUAGCUGAAAGGGUAGGAUCCAGGUUCUUUUUUGAGAACCCGACUCAAAAAAGAAGGUAGAGAGUAAAAGGGGAACAAAGCUAAUGUUAAUGUCUUUCCUAUGCAGGCUCAUGUGCAAAAUAACUCACCCAUAUACCCAUGCGCAUACACAUAUAUACCAGACACACACACACACACACACACACACAUUUUCUCUGUUUCUCUGUCUCUGUCUCUGUCUCUCUCUCUCUCUCAAAGGUGAUGUUUUAGAUGAGCAAGAAAAAAAAUCCAUUUUUAAGCAUACUCAACUAUCAAAAAGUGAAAUUGCAGGAAAAUUAUAGUAAAUGACUAUAUCAAAGUAACUAUGUUACAUUAUAAAUUAAUAUCUAAAAUGUCAAUACAAUUUUUAAAAUGGCAGUUCAAACUUAUUUUUGAAAAUUUUCAAUUAAUUUCUUCACCAUUUUAUCUGCGAUGCCAGGACAGGCAGCUUCAACCACAGCAAUACUUUUCUCAAGUUCUUCUUCAAUUGUCUGGUUUCAGCUUGCAUUGUUCUUAUCCUGUUAUUUAAGCUGAAAAAGAAUGAUGGCUAUAACAUUUAAAAUACCCUGCCAUUUGAGAAAGAUAGUGGAUACUAAAUAAUCCACACCUACUUCAGCAAAUGCAGGUGUGAUUAUCAUAGACAAAGAGCUCAAGGUUUGCACAAGAUCUUGCUCCUUUGAAGAAAUAAUACAGAUUAGACACACAUAAUUAAAAUAAUCAUUCAUUGCUUUUCUUAGUUAUUUGAUAACAAAUGUGAAUCAAUUUGAAUUUCCCCUUAAAAAGACUGAAGAUAAGGUCAGUCCCUAUGUUUUUUCCUGUCACAAAUUCUCAUCUAUCAGUGGAAGUGUUGCAAUGGCUAGGAUUACAAUAGAUGUAUGAUUCCCUGGCUUUACAUCUCUCUAAAGGGAGGGAAUUUUAAAAAUAAUAGUGGCCAUUUAUGUAUAAAAUAGUGACUUUUAUGGCUUAACGAUGUCACAAUUAGUAAUAAUUGAUACACACUGUACAUAUAGUGAGGCAGACAGGUGGGCAGGAAAAUUAAAUUCUCAUAGUUUUGCAUGUUACAAUAGCAUCACACUAGUUUUGAAAAGGCUGUCAGGAAGCCAUGAUCAGAUAAGAAAAAAAAAUAUAUUAUAAUGACAUGUAUAUGAAGAUGAUAGGAUGAAAACUAUUACUUUGUAAAAUAAAUAAAUAAAUAAAUAAAG